Molecule: messenger RNA, 1876 nt
Organism: Serinus canaria (Common canary)
Lineage: Eukaryota; Metazoa; Chordata; Aves; Passeriformes; Fringillidae
Gene: CLK4
Product: CDC like kinase 4
Exons: 14
Coding region: 165-1658 (497 amino acids)
Biological process (GO): protein phosphorylation; regulation of RNA splicing
Cellular component (GO): nucleus
Molecular function (GO): protein tyrosine kinase activity; ATP binding
Source: RefSeq, a predicted model, not a curated record
UGCCGGUCCUUACGCCGUGCGUCUGACGUCACAGCGCACAGACGCCGCGAGAACGAGGGAGAAGGAGGAAGCAGCUUCUCCGCGCUCGCAGCCGCCAUUUUGUCUGUGCGCGCAGGGCGGAGACGGAGCUCGCUCGCUUUCUGUUCCAGUUGUAAGUGUUGUGCAUGUACCUGUUUGAACAAAGAAUUCCUGCACCUAACAUCCAGCAACAGAAGCUGUGGGAGAUGAGGCAUUCAAAGCAAUCUCAUUGUCCUGAGUGGGACGACAGGAGGAGCUGGGAUCAGAGGAAGCACAGCAGCAGCCGCAAGCGCAGAAAGAGGUCCCACAGCAGUGGCCAGGAGAGCAAGCACUAUAAACCCAGUCGCGUUUCAGAAAGUCAUUAUUUGGACGAUAGAGCCAUAAAUGAAAGAGACCAUCAUGACCGGAGAUAUGUUGAGGAAUACAGAAAUGACUUCUGUGAAGUGUAUGACCACAGGCAUUAUCACAGAGACUAUGAAAAGAGUCACCAUCAUCACUAUAGCAAAUCCUCUGGUCGGAGCAGGAAAAGUAGUCAUAAAAGGAAGCAUAAGAGACAUCAUUGCUCCAGUCACCAAUCGCAUUCGAAGAGUCACCGAAGGAAAAGAUCCAGGAGUGUAGAGGAUGAUGAGGAGGGUCACCUGAUCUGUGAAAGUGGAGACGUUCUAAGAGCAAGAUAUGAAAUUGUUGCGACUUUAGGAGAAGGAGCUUUUGGAAAAGUAGUGGAGUGCAUAGAUCAUGAUAUGAGAGGAAUGCAUGUAGCAGUUAAAAUAGUGAAAAAUGUUGGUCGAUACCGGGAGGCAGCCCGUUCAGAAAUACAAGUGUUGGAACACUUAAACAACAUGGAUCCAAGCAGCAAUUUCCGCUGUGUCCAGAUGCUGGAGUGGUUUGAUCACCAUGGCCAUGUCUGUAUUGUUUUUGAGCUACUGGGGCUCAGUACUUAUGAUUUUAUUAAGGAAAACAGCUUUCUGCCAUUUCAUAUUAAUGACAUUAGAAACAUGGCCUAUCAAAUUUGCCAGUCUAUAAACUUUCUACACCAUAAUAAACUAACUCACACAGAUUUAAAGCCUGAAAAUAUCUUGUUUGUGGAGUCUGAUUACAUAGUGAAGUACAAUGCCAAAAUGAAACGAGAUGAACGCACUUUAAAAAACACAGACAUCAAAGUUGUUGAUUUUGGAAGUGCGACUUUUGAUGAUGAGCAUCAUAGCACAUUAGUGUCUACAAGACAUUAUAGAGCUCCUGAGGUCAUUUUAGCACUGGGAUGGUCUCAGCCAUGUGAUGUGUGGAGUAUUGGUUGUAUUCUGAUUGAGUAUUACCUGGGAUUUACAGUGUUUCAGACUCAUGACAGUAAAGAACACCUGGCAAUGAUGGAAAGAAUACUGGGGCCUCUGCCCACUCACAUGAUCAAGAAAUCCAGAAAACAUUAUUUUCACCAUGACCAGUUGGACUGGGAUGAGCACAGCUCUGCAGGCCGGUACGUCAGGAGACGCUGUAAGCCUCUGAAGGAAUUCAUGCAUUGCCAAGACACAGAUCAUCAAAGUCUGUUUGACCUUGUUCGCAGAAUGCUGGAAUAUGACCCAGCCAAAAGAAUUACUCUUGAUGAAGCCUUGCAGCAUCCUUUUUUUGAUCCAUUAAAUAAAUAAAUUCAAAGAUCUUCUAUGCUUCUUCAAGGAGAUUUCCUAGACUGUGUCAGUCAGUCAGCAGAGGUUGCAUGAAACUUUUGUAAGCUUUAAAUUAUUUUGUACAGUUAAGUCUGUAAAUAAUUACAUAUGUUUUGUAUAACUGUUAUGUUUACCUUGUUGAGCAGUUGUAGUCUUAUGGGUAUCAAAGUGAAAAAUAAAAGUAAUUUUCAUUUUUGAAA